Messenger RNA from Chelmon rostratus (copperband butterflyfish), 2633 nucleotides. It is a transcript of the gene fkbp16, whose product is annotated as FKBP prolyl isomerase 16. Lineage: Eukaryota; Metazoa; Chordata; Actinopteri; Chaetodontiformes; Chaetodontidae. Gene Ontology annotation, molecular function: peptidyl-prolyl cis-trans isomerase activity; protein binding. The record is from RefSeq and is a predicted model, not a curated record. The transcript is spliced from 8 exons. Bases 363 to 1790 code for a protein of 475 amino acids.
UUGCGCUGCACAGUUUCUUUACAUUGAUCAUUUUUUUGUUGCCGCAACAUCGCCGGACUACGUAGACUAAGACGGGCACAAGCAGGAGAGAGGGGAGGUCAAAGUGCAGCAGAACUGCAGGAACUACGCAGCUGCAGGCGGGAUGAAGCUUUUCAAAAGCCUGUAGAUGUAGCCAGGAUUUAGGAAUGCACCCUGAGUUGGAUUUAAUGAAGCACAACAUGUAUUUAAGUAUUACAUUAUGGAGAUAUUCUUUUUUCUUUGACAUAGUGUAGGUGGCAGAAGUUGGUUCACAACAGAAGCACUAACCUGCACCAAAGUGGAAGCUUGGCUGGACAAGGAGGAUCAUCCCUUUUUGAAGACUAAUGCAGAUGGUGUCCAUUGCUCUCUGUAGUGAAAUGGAGACAGAGCCAUGUUGUGAGGACCCAGCAGUGGAGCCUACAGAGCCUGAGGUGAGAGAUGCCAUUUCUGAGAUUGCUGACAGGGACAGUCCCAUUGAGCUGCCCUGUGUGGCUGCAGAGGAAGGCGAGGGGCUGUUUAAGAAGGAGCAGGCUGAAACGGAGAGCUGUGCAGGGGAGAGGAAAAGCGCUGAGAUAAAAAGCCCCUCCGAUCCUGAGCGAGAAAGUGGAGGCGCACAAUGUGAGGAGCGGAGGAAACUGAAAAAAACCAACAGCUGGAAGAUGGUACGAUUCCAAGACCCAUCGGUGGAUGAUGAUGUGCUGGAGCGGGACAGCUCAGCUGAGUGUCUCUUUCCAGAAUAUGCGAUGAAGGAGUGGACUUCCUCCACCUUUGAGGAGCUGUUCAUGGCAGAAGAUUGGCAGGACAUCACAGAAGACCGACUGUUGAGGAAGAAGGUGCUGGAGUCUGGGGCCCCGCACAUCCUGAGCCCCACCUGGGGCCAGGAGGUUACUGUGAAGAUGCAGUGUGUCCUGGAGGACCGCACCGUGGUGGAGAAGGACAGCAAGCUUGUCUUUGUUAUUGGAGAGGGAGACGUAAACCAGGCCCUGGAGGAGUGUGUCAUAUCCAUGCAGAGGGGCGAGAUCACAUUACUGCUGGCGGAUUCACAGUAUGCUUAUGGACUUCUGGGAAGGGAGCCUGAUAUUCCGGCCUGGGCUCCUUUACUCUACCAGCUCCAGCUGCUGGACAUCAGAGAGAAACCAGACCCGUUAACGCUGCCCAUCGCGGACCGCAUCCGCAUCGGCAACCAGAAACGAGAGCGAGGAAACUUUCAUUUCCAGAGGGAGGAAUACUGCCUGGCUGCCAAAGCCUAUUUUAUGGCUCUGGAGGUGCUAAACACACGCAGCAGAGAUGGUAGCGACGGCAGUGUGAAGGCAGAGGAGGAGGAGGUGCAGGACUACCGGGUAAAGUGUUUGAACAACCUGGCCGCCGCUCAGCUCAAACUGGAGCAGUACGACGAGGCGCUGAACACCAGCCGCGACGUUCUGGCCGUCGAGCCGAACAACGUCAAGGCCCUUUUCAGGACGGGAAAGCUCCUGUCGGACAAGGGUGAAUACAAAGAGGCGAUGGAGGUGCUAAAAAAGGCCUUGAAACUGGAGCCGGCCACCAAGGCGAUCCACGUCGAGUUAUCAAAACUCGUCAAAAGACAAUCGGGAGGCAACGACACUCAGGAGUGGAGAGCUAAACCAGCGGAGAUGCUUGGAGACAACGUCACACCUUUUGUGAUACCUUCUAAGAAGAAACCAUCUGGAAUUUCCUGGAAGUUUAUUCUCGGAGCUCUGGUCGUGGCCUUGGGCAGCUUAGUGACAUCAGUGAUUCUGACUGCAAGAAACUGAAAACCUCUGCAGGAAAGGCUUUGAAAAUCAUCAUCAUUAUCAGCAGCAGCAGCAGAGUCCGGUCUCCAGUCUUCUUUAGUCAUUUGAAGAGUUUUCUACUGUGAAGACGCGAGAAGGUAUGCAACGCAGCAGCACUGAAGCCUGAAGUUAUGAGUGUCACGUGGUAGAAAAUGUUUCAGUGAAAGGCGUACAGUAUUUAUGGUAAUAAGGAUAGUGCAGCGUGGAGUGAAUUCACAAUACCAGCAGAUAUUUUCUGCUGAUGGAUAAGACAGAAGUUUCUUUCCAGUUACGUGUUUUAUUUGGAAAAGGGAUUACAUUUCUGUUUGUCAUAAAAAAUAGGUCCUGGAAAAUAUUCUGGUAUCACACAUACAACAACAACAACAACAGCAGCAGCAAAAAAACGUGGCUGGAACUUUUGGCUAACUACAAAAAGUAAUGUUAGUAAAUGAAUAACGCUUUCAACGUCACAAUUCUGAGAAAUAUUUGAUCAGUGCUCCAAUAAACUGAAGGUGUUGAAAUGUAAUAUUGCCUACAUAAGCAAUGCUUGCGAUGUGAUGCUUAAUAAAAAUGUUGAAAGAUGUAUUUUUCUCUUGAAUUUCUUUCAAGAACCAAGCACCUCUGUCACAGACCAGUUUGGUCUGAAAUGGAAAAAAGUGCAUUAAUUUAAAAAGGCUUGUAUAGACUCAUACAAAAGUAAUCCCUCCCAAUCAUCACUUAUAACCAAGUGUGUGACAGUGUAUUUAUCUGCAGAGAUCCUGCCUUCUGCCUGUAUUUUUUCUUCUUAUUUUGAUGUGUCUGACUACUUCCCAUUUAGCCAGUGGAUCAAUAACAGCACCCAGGUGA